Aspergillus affinis is the source of this 669-nucleotide messenger RNA. RefSeq lists its product as uncharacterized. The record is from RefSeq and is a predicted model, not a curated record. Lineage: Eukaryota; Fungi; Ascomycota; Eurotiomycetes; Eurotiales; Aspergillaceae. The coding region runs from base 1 to 669 and encodes 222 amino acids. The transcript is spliced from 2 exons.
AUGCGAGAUCCGGCAAAGAACGCGCCCAAAGUCAUUCUCGUCCCUAUCUUGAUCGGCUUGCUUACUGCCUGGCCGUUCGCCUGUGCCUGUAUGAAUGCCAUCACGGACGUCAAUGCGGUGCUGAACACGCCCUCGGGCGACCCUCUCAUUGAGAUCUACUACCAGAGCACAGGGUCUAAAGGUGCUUCGUCCGUCCUUCUCGCCCUAUUUGCCUUCUGCUUUUUUGGUUGCUCUGUGGCAAAUAGCUCCACCAAUGCAUUCUCCGCAAUGGUCGGAGCUGCCGUGAUCUUUCUGCAGACCUCGUGCGCCCUCCCUCAGCUCAUCGUCCUCUGGCGCGGCCGAGAUGCCACCCUCCCCGUGCGUCCCUUUUCUUUGGGCAGAUUCGGCGUGGCGUUUAAUUUUCUCGCCGUCGCGUGGGUCGCGUUUCUUGAUGUUCUCUGCUUUCCUCCUACUGAGAUGCCGGCCACGAAGGAGAACAUGAACUAUAUCUCUGUGGUUUCGGUGGGGUUGACGAGCAUCGUGGCUGUGCUGUACUGGGCUUCGAAAAGAGGGAAGUAUUUGGGGCCGAGAAUGCCCCGGGAGGUCUUCCAGGUUAGCGAGGGGCAGGGGGUUCAGGAUGAAUUGGAACUCGAUGAGGGUCGCACGGUUGAUGAUGGGAAGAAAGAGUGA